Salvia miltiorrhiza (redroot sage) is the source of this 1285-nucleotide messenger RNA. RefSeq lists its product as uncharacterized. Gene Ontology annotation, molecular function: protein binding. The record is from RefSeq and is a predicted model, not a curated record. Bases 129 to 1028 code for a protein of 299 amino acids. The transcript is spliced from 6 exons. NCBI's taxonomy places the organism in Eukaryota, Viridiplantae, Streptophyta, Magnoliopsida, Lamiales, Lamiaceae.
CUGGCAUGAAAUAUGAUGGGUUGGCCCAAUUGUGACCCUAAUCCUAAUCCUUAAAUCUUUACUCUUUUCUUAAUUUCAAAUUUCAGAACACAGUGGAACACGGAAUAAAAAAAGUUAAGGUUCCAGUAAUGGCGACGCUUCCAGUUGAUGCCGACGGCGAAUUUGGUGUGGAAAUAAGAGAUGAUCCGCCUGCUCACAUGCUGAUGAAGGUUCAAUCUUUUUCAAAACUUUGGAAGCAUGGAAUCAAGAAACAAGAAUCAAGGGAAUUUGUUGCUGGAAAUUAUAAAUGGAGGCUCAUAAUAUAUCCCCAAGAAGGCGAUGAUAAAAUUUCUGUGUAUUUAUCGAUGGCCGGCACUGAGUCUCUGCCUGUAGGAUGGGAGGUUAAUGCCCAAUGCAGCAUCCUUUUGCGCAAUGAGAUCUCAAACUAUUAUGUUUGUUUCCGUGGAAAAGCACGGCGCUUUGAUGCAACGAGUUCUAGAUGGGGGUUUUCCAUUUCCAAGAAAAUGUUAAAUAAGUUUGACCUUAUUGUUGCUGACACCUGCUGCUUUGGAGCUGAAGUUUUUCUCGACCCCAAAGCGCUUGUAAAUGAAUGUUUGAGCUUGCUUGAUUGGAAGAUUACAAACUUCUCCAAAUUGAAAGGUGUUUGGACUUCUGAAGAGUUCCCUGCUGGUGGUCUCCGAUGGAAGGUGAAGCUCUUUCCAAAUGGGAAUCGUGAUGCAAAAAGCGUUAGUGUCUCCAUCUAUUUGGAGUGUGUUGAGGCCAUGACCUUUUCUCCUCAUGAAAAAGUGAAGGCGGACUUCUGCCUUUGCAUUAGAAACAAACUGCCUCAUGCUCACAUCACCAGAAACACGUCUCAUUGUUUCACAGCUGGUGAAAAUGAUUGGGGAUUCAGUAACAUGAUCCCAAUCAGUGAUAUGAAUGACCCAAGCAAAGGCUUCCUCAUUAACGACUGCUGCUUUCUUGAGGCACAACUCUCCGUGCAAGAUGUUGUUCGUACGUCUAAAAACGUCAAGGGCCUUGAUGAUUGAAUGAUACUUAGGAUUUUCAACUUCCUCCUUUUUUUUCCUUUUUUUUUUUUUUGGCUCUGAAGCAUAAUUAUAUACUAUAUGGUUAGAAUGCUAUUUCACCGUGUUUGAAUUAUGGGACGAUGUGUUUGAAUUGGUAGUGGUUGGUUUUGUUAGAAUGUUUUAGCUAUUAGCUAGUGCGUGUCAAUGUUUGUGUGUGUAUAAUUAUUUGUAAUAAUGAAUCGUAAUAUCCACCCUAAUGAAUCAACACUUCCAGAUAA